Myotis brandtii (Brandt's bat) is the source of this 1127-nucleotide messenger RNA. RefSeq names its product acyl-coenzyme A thioesterase 4. Gene Ontology annotation, cellular component: peroxisome. The transcript is spliced from 3 exons. The annotation marks the transcript as partial. Lineage: Eukaryota; Metazoa; Chordata; Mammalia; Chiroptera; Vespertilionidae. Gene Ontology annotation, biological process: acyl-CoA metabolic process; fatty acid metabolic process. Gene Ontology annotation, molecular function: fatty acyl-CoA hydrolase activity. The record is from RefSeq and is a predicted model, not a curated record.
CGGGUGCGCGCCACGCUCUUCCUGCCGCCAGGACCUGGACCUUUCCCCGGGAUCAUUGAUCUCUUUGGUGUUGGAGGGGGCCUGUUGGAAUAUCGAGCCAGCCUUCUGGCUGGCCAUGGCUUUGCCACAAUGGCUCUAGCUUAUUACGGCUUUGAAGAUCUCCCCAAGGAAUUCGACAGCAGAAAUACGGACUACUUUGAAGAAGCCCUGUGCUACAUGCUUCAACAUUCUCAGGUAAAAGGCCCAGGCAUUGGCCUUCUGGGCAUUUCUUUAGGGGCUGAUAUUUGUCUCUCCAUGGCCUCAUUUUUGAAGAACAUCUCAGCUACAGUUUCCAUCAAUGGAUCUGGGUUCAGUGGAAGCAAAGCCAUAUGCUACAAGGAUACUUGCAUCCCACCAUUGGGCCAUGACCUGAGGAGAAUCAAGACACAUUUCUCAGGCCUCCUGGACAUUGUGGAUAUACGGAAUGAUAUUGUAGGAGGGUGUGAAAACCCCAGCAUGAUUCCAAUAGAGAAGGCCCAGGGGCCUAUCCUCUUCAUCGUUGGUCAGGACGACCAUAACUGGAGGAGUGAGUUAUAUGCCCAAAUAGCCUCUGAACGGCUACAGACCCAUGGGAAGGAAAAACCUCAGGUCAUCUCUUACCCUGGCACUGGGCAUUACAUCGAGCCUCCUUACUUUCCCAUGUGCCCAGCUUCCCUGCACAGAUUACUGGAUAAGCCUGUGGUCUGGGGUGGGGAGCCCAGGGCUCAUUCUAAGGCCCAGAUAGAUGCUUGGAAGCAAAUUCUGGCCUUUUUCUGCACACAUCUUGGAGGUACCCAGAAAGGAGCUCCCCCCAAAUUGUAAUGCAUUGGUUUGUUGUUGACAUGAGAGAUACAAGUCCAAGUCUAGUGUUUAAUAAUCAUACGGGAAUAAAUUGUUCCCUGAAUCAUAUCAACUUCAUGUCAUUGGUAUUAAUGUUAUAUUUUAGGUAAUUUUUUUGAAUGUUAUUUUUUCACUAAUUUUACUAAUGUAGCACAUGCCUAUUGUAGAAGAUUCAAUUAAAGAUAUACAACAAAGCCCUAGCCGUUUUGGCUCAGUGGUUCGAUUCUGGUCAAGGGUAUGUACCUCGGUGGCAGGCUCCUCCCCGGUAC